AUGAUUAAAGACAACAAGUUAACCAUUGACAAUAUUAAUCACAGGCUCAUAAAUCAAGUAAAUGUAGAAAAUGAAACAAAUAAAAUAUGUGAAAUAAAAGAUUAUUCAGAUAAAACAUCCAGCUACCUAAAAAAUGAUGACCAAGCAUCUGAGAAAUCUUCUUAUGGAAUAAAAAACUUUAUGAAAAAUACUCAUUUGGUUAAUUCCAUUGAAUAUGGUGAAAUAACAAAACAUGAUGUUCUUUCGAACGAAAAAAGUAUUAAUUAUGAAAAUAAAACUAGUAAUAAUACAUUUAACGAAAUAAAUCAGGCGGAGUCAAGGUGUAGUAGUUUCAGCUUUCAUUCUGAUAUAAAUGAUGAAAUAAUGGUGUAUGUUAAUAAUAUAAGUAAGGGUAUUAACUCUAGUAUGGAUUAUGAAGUUGGUACGUACAAUAAUUUAUCAAAUGUUCAUAUACUAAAUAAUGAACAAUUACACGAAAGGGAAGGCAUUUUGGGAGACACACACUCCAAGCAAAUCAACCUAAGCACACAUGACAUGAAUGUAGACACCAACGGGGUUCAUAAUGUCAACUCGAAUAUAAUCGAAAAAAAAUCCAAAAAUGAAAACAAUCAAGAUGGAGAUAAUCAUCAGGGAAAAAGAAAAAGCGCUGAGGAAGAUGAUUCCAGUUGCAAUCCGAAAAACAACAACCAUCACAUUCUUGAUAGUACAAACUGUUCAAUGGAUUCUAUAACGAAUCAUAAGCAUAUCACCUCUGAAGAUGAUAAAUCAUUAAGUAGGCAUGAAAAGAAGGAAUGUACGUCCAUACACAAAAAUGAAGAGACGAUUCUUAAAAAAAAAAAUGAAAAUAUCGGAUCUAAUAUAAGAAGCAUUAAUAAGGACAAUGAUUUAUCGGAGUAUACCAAAGAAGAGACACAAAUGGAUAAGGCAGAUGUAGUUCAAAAAAGGAAAAAAUCAGAAUUGUUUAAAAAUUAUUCACAUUAUGAAAUUAUGAAUGUUUUGUGUAAUUAUUGGAAUAAGGAAAUACUAUCCUCAGAGUUUUUUUACCCUCAUGAAGAUGUAAAGAAAUUUGAUGAAAAAUCUCAUUAUGAACAUCAUAAAAAUGAAAUGAACAACGUAGACAUGGGAGUAGUAGCAGAAGGAGGAAUAGGAGGAAAAGUACGUACAAAUGAUGACCCUAAUUCAAUUGAGAGGAAAAAUUUAGAAAUAGAUAAACAUAUUGAAAACUCAAAUAGGUUAACUAAAAAAAAGGAAGAAAUUCUCCAAUUACUUCUUAAAAAUUUAAGCAAAAAUGAGAUAGAUAAUAUAAAUAAAAAUUUAUUAUUCUUAAAAAGAAUGCAAAAAUAUUUUUACCAAAAAUAUAUUAAUAUAAGAUUCCCAAAUGAUUUAAGUGAUCACCGUUAUUUUUUGCACUUAGAUUGGUUCAACAAGUUGAAAUCAUUUAUCUUUUCUGAAAAUGGGGAAUACCCAGGCUGUAUUUCAAAUUAUAAAUUAUAUGAUAACAUUGAGUCAUUAAACCUUUCGGACAAUAAUUAUAUGAUAAAUAAAAAAGACUUAAAAACUAAUUUAAAAGAGGGAAAAGAUUAUAUAUGUAUUAAUCAGUAUAUGUGGAGAUUUCUACAUUUCAUAUUUAGAGGUGGACCAUGUGUUAAAAGAUAUAGCAACAAUAUAUAUGAUCGUUAUGUUCCUGUAUCAAAUUCUGAUAUUAUGAAUAAAAAUAUUAUAUAUUUGAUAGAACCAAAGUAUGUGGAUAAUUUAUUUUCCUCAUUUAACUAUUCUAAUGAUGAACUUUUGCAAGUUAGUACAGAUUCAAAGGAAAAAAGUACAGAUGAAGCAUACAAAAUACUUUCGAAUGCAACAUCAUUAUCAAGCUCUUCUUCCAUUUCUCAUCCCACACUUCUGAAUGUAACGGAAAAAAAUAACAAAAUAAAACAAUGCGCACACAACUACUAUGAAUUUUUGCAUUUUUACGAAAUAAAAGAAAAAGAAUACAACUCUUCGUUCUACUUGGAAUAUGAUCAAUCCAAUCCAAAAGUUAUGAACAAAAUGAUUGAAUUAAAAAAUAAAAAUUCUUAUGAAAGCUUGUACUCUUUUUAUUCAAAUGAAGAUGACAUUUUAAGUCGUAAUGACAUUAUUCACAAUGCAAAUCUUUCCAAUAUAAAAACAGAUUCUAGUGAAUUAAUUAAAAAACAAAACAUUAUAGAGAAAGAAAAAAUGGAAAACAAACUGAGUGUCGAUUUUAUUCAAAAUCAGACCAAAAACAUGUCUCUAGGCAACAUUGACACGAUACAUGGAACCUCAUCGUCCAAAGUCCUCGCGCGGGUAUUAAAUGAAAAUGUGAAAAAUGCUUAUCCGGGGAAUGAUGCGGACUCGACGGGGGGGGGCAUGGGGGGGAAUAAUAACAAUGACAAUAACGAUGGCAAAAGAAAUAGCAACAAUAGUAACAAUAAUAACAACAGCGGUAGCGGCAGCGGCAGCGGCAGCAGCAGAAACAACAACAACAACAGCAACAACAACAACAGCAACAGCAACAACAACAACAGCAACAACAGCAACAGCAACAGCAACAACAACAACAGCAACAACAACAACAACAACAGCAACAACAACAACAACAACAAUAAUAACAGUGAUAAAGACCAGAAUAAUGACGAUAAAAAUAAUGACAGCAAAAAUAGCAACGAAAACGAAGACAGCAGUAAGAACAAGAAGAACAGUAACAGUAACAAUCAGGAGGAACAAGAAACGUCAACAACAGCAAAACUGAAGGAAGCGAAGGAAACAACCCAGAGCAGCGGCAUGAAGAGAGAAAACCAAUCCGAUAAUAAUAAUUGCUACUUCGGACCCAAGGCCCGUGUUGGUUCACCCAGCAUUCUAAGUUCGAAUUACACUCAUAAAAACAGUAAUUUAUGUAAAACUAGUAAUAAUAAAAUGGGAAAUUCGAAUAUUAAUCAUCAUAACAAUUCAGAUAAAGUGCUCUUAGCCCCGCCUCCAAAAAAGAAUUCAUUAGGAUUCUAUUCCUCAAACGGAAACGAAAUAUAUAAAUCAUGCGAAGAGUACAAUGCUGACAAUGGGGAUGAUGCAUCUAGUAAUGGAUACUUAACAACCAGUGAGACCGAUUCUAAGGGAACUACAGAUAGCAGUGUUAAAAGUGCAGCAAUUCCAUCUACCCAUAAGGAUAAAAAGAAUAAAGAUGACAAAAAUUUGCAACAUAAAGAUGAGGAACAAGACGAAAUAUAUUGCAAAAAAGAAAGUAUCCAGAAAAGGAACAUUAGUUAUAGAAAGAGCAGCAUGCACAGCAGUGACAUCAGUGAUGGAAACGAUGGAAGCAAUGGUAGUAGCAUUUCCAGUGGUGCUAUUCCCAAAAAAGUAUCUACUGAAAAAGAUGGAUCUACUACCACUAGUAAAAGGGAUAAGAGAAAGGAAGAAUACGAGAAGAAUUUCCAUAUAAAAAAACAACCAGAUGGAGUGGUUGCAAAGAAAGGUAUAUUAUCAUUAAAUAACACGCUAAACCACACCAAUUUAAUGUUGAAGGAAAGAAGCAACUAUUAUAGUAAUAGUAGUAGCAGCAAUGGAAGUAGCAACCGAAGCAGUAGUGGAAGUAGCAACCGAAGCAGCAAUGGAAGUAGCAACCGAAGCAGCAGUGGGAGCAGCAAUUUUAGCAUUCGUAAUCAAAGCACAUCGAAUCGGAGCACGUACAACGAUAAGAAACACAUGAAAAAUAUGAUGGCCCCGAGCAACCUUAAGAGAGAAAGCAACUUCAAUAAUAACAGCCUUAACAUAAUAACAAUGAAAGAACAACCAGCUGGACUUGUAAAUUAUUCUGCGACAUGUUAUAUCAAUGUAGUAUUACAGUGUUUGGCUGUUUACUUUAAAUUAAUAUAUACAUUACACAAUUAUGUAACAAUGAAAUAUAAAAAUUUAAAUUUUUCAAGUGAAGACACAGAUAAUAUGAAUUCCUCAUUUAUUAAUAAAAAUUUUUUUACCAAUAGCAUCCCUUUUAACCUAUUUGGGAAUAAUAACAAAAAAAAAGAUGAAUGUCUAUUGAUAGCUUUGUCACAGAAAUUAUUUCAAUUAAGCAAAAUGCACAAUAAAGGAAAAGUUUUAAAUGUUAAUAAGUUACUAAGUUUAUUAAAUGAUAAAUAUUCUUACCUAUUUGAAUAUAAUGAACAACAAGAUUGUCAUGAAUUUCUUUUGCUAUUAUUUGAUUUUAUUCAUAAUAUGACAAAAGUGGUUGAUGAAAACGUCGAUAAAAAUAAUAAAAUUGAUUACUGUUUGAAAAAAGAGCAAUCAGUCAUAUCAGAUUUGUUUUUAGGUCUAAUUGAAGAAAAAAUUACAUGUUCUCAAUGUAAUUAUGUGAAUUAUAUAUACCAACCUAUAUACAAUUUAAGUGUUAAUGUUUUUAAAAAAAAUCCAGAAAAUAAUUUAAAUGAUAAUUUGGUUGAAUACUUCAAAAAAGAAGAAGUAAAUUCAACUUGUGAAAAAUGUAAAUGUAAAAAAAUGUUUAAAGAAUCAUGUGUCUACAAACAACCAAAAAUACUCAUUGUCCAUUUGAUUCGCCUAUUAGAGGAUGGAUCGAAAAUUGACAAUCCAAUCAAAUUUGAUGUCAACAAUUUUACCAUUCAAAAUGUUUUGAAGAAAAAAAAUUCACAAUAUAUUGAAAAUCCAAAGAAAUACAACUUAUGUGGUGUUAUAGUUCACAGGGGAUUGAACUCAAAUUAUGGACACUACAUUUGCUACACCAAGAGGAGGCACUCCAAUGGAGCUACCGUGUGGCAUAAGUUUGAUGAUAGCAUAGUGACAGUCGUAGAUGUUUCAGAAGUGGAAUCUGCCAAAGCAUAUUGCCUUUUCUAUGAAAGCCAAUAA
This is a messenger RNA of Plasmodium gonderi, 4863 nucleotides long. Its product is annotated as ubiquitin carboxyl-terminal hydrolase. Gene Ontology annotation, cellular component: cytosol; nucleus. The transcript has 2 exons. Gene Ontology annotation, molecular function: cysteine-type endopeptidase activity; cysteine-type deubiquitinase activity. NCBI's taxonomy places the organism in Eukaryota, Apicomplexa, Aconoidasida, Haemosporida, Plasmodiidae. Gene Ontology annotation, biological process: protein deubiquitination. The coding region runs from base 1 to 4863 and encodes 1620 amino acids. The record is from RefSeq and is a predicted model, not a curated record.